UCUCAAGGUGUGCAUGUAAUGAGGUUACACGUACUCUUCGUGCUACCAGGAGCAUUUCUGAUAUUACUGGAAGUGAAUGUGUUGAACGGAUACACUGUUGUUGAUUAUACAGGGAUUGUGGCUCUCGUUUUCAAAUAUUAUCACUCUAAAUGCAUCAUUCUUUUGUAUUCGCCUACGAAUGUCUAUAUAGAUGGAAGCUUUCAGAGCAUGUGGGUGUUACUGCAACUGCAGAAGUUCCUGUCUGGCCUAGAAGGAGGUUUCCAGGUGUUGUCUGUUCGUAUACAAAGUUACAACCAUGAAAUAAGCGAGUUCCAGUGUCGCAAUAAGACCCCUCCACUGGGCGUUGUACUCACAUCGGAUGCUACAACCCAACGAGAACUCAUGAGACUGUCCCAGAGCCGCACUAUGUCUCAACCUGCCUGGCUUUUAUUCUUAAAUGGCAACACAUCCCUAGAAUAUUUCUUUUAUGACAUCAACAUACCAUUCGACUGCAAGUUUCUUGUGGCACAGCCUCAAGAGAACAGAAUUUUUUUGACUGAAGUUUACAGGAUUGCAGAGGGAAUGUCCUUAAUGACACACUCAUAUGGGUCAUGGGAAUCUAAUAAUGGCACUAUAUGGGCUACAACUAAGCUGUAUGAACGAAGAAAUAAUCUUCAUGGUGUCGGAAUGAAAGGGGUCUCAUUGCAUAAUCCUCCAGUUACAAUAUUAAGGAAAUCAAAAGAUGGAAUAGUAACAGUUGAUGGAUUCUUUGGCAGUGUGUGGUCCAUGUUGGAGAGUAGAUUGAAUUUCUCGACAUCAUUUAGGAGAGCUACUGCUUAUGGUACACUUGUUAAUGGGUCGUGGAAUGGUAUGAUUAAAAUGCUGAGGACUCAGGAGGUGGAUGUAGCGCUUAGUGAGUUCACCAUGACCAAAGAACGUUUGGGAGCUGUGGAAUUCACAUUUCCACUUAUAUUUACAAGGUACUACGUGUUCAUACAGCAGUUGUCACAUGAUGUCCUCUCUUGGGAUGACUUUUUGCAGCCAUUCUCUACGGGCUUAUGGCUCACAGUCUGUGCCUCGGUGCUUGUUCUCGCCUUUCUGCUGUCAACACUCCAUAAUUUAGGUCGUCGCUGUGGUAAUGCAGAAGCUGAUGGUCCCUCAAGAUACAGUCUGUAUGAUUCAUUACACUGUGUCUUCGGUAUAUUUUGCCAACAAGGACAUGACUUCACACCGAAUUCAGGUUCAUGUCGUCUCGUGUACCUGACAGCAUACCUGAUAGCUGUAAUUUUGUUGUCUGCCUACUCUGCAGCUCUAGUCUCAUUCCUCACCAAAAAGAGUGUAGCAAUGCCCUUCAAGGAUCUCCAGGGACUUCUCAAGGAUGGAUCCUACAAACUUGGAGUCAUGGAAAAUUCAGCCGAGUACAGAUUGUUUGAAAAUUCAGUCAAUGUUCACAUGCACGAGGUCUUCAAGAAGCUGAUCCAGAAUGAGCCAAAUUUGCCAUCCUCAGCUGAGGAAGGAGUCAGGCGGAUUUGCUUGGGCAAGUAUGCUUUCAUGACCACAGUCUAUGCAGUCUCCUGGCAACAUGCUGCAUGCAGAGUCAUGGCACUGCCCAGUGAGUCUUUUCCAGCCAGCCUGACAUUUGCUCUUAUCAAGAACAGUCCCUACAAGGGGAUCAUUGACUACAACCUGCAUGAUCUGAGGGAUAAAGGAGUGUUGAAACGCCUACGUGUUCAGUGGUGGAAACCACAGCUGCCUAAAUUGAAAAGUCCCUGGUACACGGUUGACUUUUACAGCAUCACACCCAUUUUGGUUGUCCUGGCUGCAGGUGUCAUAAUGGCAGGUAUCCUCUUGGUACUAGAGAGAAAAUGGCACCAUCAACAUAAACUUCAACAUUGAAAUAAUUCUACCAUAAUAGGAAAUUGGACUACAGAAGAAGCUGUGGUGUUCUUGAUCAGACUUUCUGUUUCAGUCAGUUUGUUAUAGUGACCACUUGGACUGCCCCUAAUGGAAUGCUUGGGCAGGUAAGAUUAACUGGGGUUUGGUAAAACAAAAAUAAAAUAAGGUCUGUAAAGUGUAUGCAAAGGUUUCAUGCGAUUCCAAUAGAGACUGAAUCAGAUACAUUUUCUGUGUUGCUUUAUGGUAUAUAAAAAGGUUAAUUGGUUUCUUAAAAUAUUGUCUGCGGUGUCUGUACAGUCACACUGAGAUAAGAAUGUUUGAGAAUUGGUUGCUGAAGGGAAUAGUCUCAAACCUGAUCAAGUGGUCCCAACAAAUAGGUUCUUUCUCUCUUCUUUAACUUGAUAAUGGAAGCAGAAUCCAGCUUUCAAAAUAUUACAAUAUGUUGGCAGAGUAUUACAUCAGGAGGAGUCCUGCUUCUGUCCACAUUCAUGCACUUAGCACUUUCUGAGAGGCCCAUGACAUAUAGGUACCACCUCAUUGUACAAUGGACAGUUCCCAGGAUACAUUGUUUUCUGCCGAAGACAAUUAGGUCUCUAUAUAGUCUGUCAGAAGGCUUUCUAAUGAAGAGCUUUGACUGCCUCAUGCCUGCUUUAGCAGCUCAGUGUUCAGAGUGCUGUCCUUCAACCACUGCUUAACCUUGAGCCCUCUAACACAUGGUGAGCAUAAUAUUAAUAAAUAAUAGCUUGGAAUUUUAAAACUUCAUUAUAUACAAAUUAUAUUUAUAUGUAAAAAUCAAGUGUAAAAUGUACUUUUUCUACUAUAUCUUGCUUAUUCUGGGAAUUUGUGCACUGACUUGUUCCAAAUCUAAAUUAACUGUAAAUGGAAUGCAUAUGAUUUAUUGCAGCAAUCUUAUACAUUUUGGAGACUCAGAAAGUACAUUUAACAUAAUUCCUGAAACCAUCAAAUAUACAGAUGAAUUUUGUGUUUCAAAUAGACCUCAGUGCAGUGAUUUUUUUAAACAUAUUUGAAAUUUUCUUUGAAAAUUUCUUUUAUGGCUCCUUAUAGGUAUAUCAGGAAUUGAUGAAAGACUCUUGGGUUACAAGCCGCAUCAGGUGGCUGAAUGGAGAAUAAACCAUAUCGUCUAACAAUGUUUCUAGAACAGUCUCUGCUGUCGUCCUCAGUGCUGCUGUGUAACAAGUCUGAUGUUUUGUAGUGUGCUCACCAAUGGGAGCAGAGAUUGCUCUCGAAACGUUGGCAAAAGAUAUGGUUUAUUCACCAUUCAGCCACGUGAUGCAGCUUGUAACCCGAGAGUCUUUCAUCAACUUCAGUUGCCAGAAAGCUUCACUUUAUAUUUCAGGAAUGUUUUAAACAUCUGGAACCUCAUUAACCCUUAACCAAUUAUAUGGGCUUUGUGUAGCACAUACAGUGAUGAGGUCUGAGAGACUUCUCAAGUUUUGAUAGUCCAGUUGAUCCAAUGUACUUUGCAUGCAAAAUAAUUUUAAAUCUAGCAUUACAUGACUUACAACACAUAUAUCUCACAAUUUCUCUUCACAUUUUAAACAUGGUUGUAGGAUUUACACGAAAAUAAACACAAAUUUAGGUACUGGU
Molecule: messenger RNA, 3483 nt
Organism: Zootermopsis nevadensis
Lineage: Eukaryota; Metazoa; Arthropoda; Insecta; Blattodea; Termopsidae
Product: putative glutamate receptor
Cellular component (GO): membrane
Molecular function (GO): ligand-gated monoatomic ion channel activity
Source: RefSeq, a predicted model, not a curated record